Molecule: messenger RNA, 825 nt
Organism: Suncus etruscus (white-toothed pygmy shrew)
Lineage: Eukaryota; Metazoa; Chordata; Mammalia; Eulipotyphla; Soricidae
Gene: SERP2
Product: stress associated endoplasmic reticulum protein family member 2
Exons: 4
Coding region: 23-277 (84 amino acids)
Biological process (GO): endoplasmic reticulum unfolded protein response
Cellular component (GO): endoplasmic reticulum
Source: RefSeq, a predicted model, not a curated record
GUGCGAGUGGAGCGCCCAAGCCAUGGUGGCCAAGCAGCGGAUCCGGAUGGCCAACGAGAAGCACAGCAAGAACAUCACCCAGAGGGGGAACGUAGCCAAGACCCUGAGACCACAAGAAGAGAAAUAUCCUGUGGGACCAUGGCUGUUGGCAUUGUUUGUUUUUGUUGUCUGUGGUUCAGACAGACUUGGCUUCACCACAUUUGAAGUGGAGCAUCCACACUGGAGAUUGCUAGAACCUUCCCAACAUGGCAAUGCUACUGACAAUGGGCACAUUUGAGGAACUGAAAGCAUUUGGGAGAAACCCUUCUCUCAACUAAAGAAAAAAUUGACCACAUGUGCCUGCUCUGGAAUUCCUGCCUCAGGAGCUGAGACGGAUGAUCUGGAGAUAUCUCUUCGACCAUUGGCAUCCUCAAGCCAUCUUCCAAAUCAUCCAGAGCAUAAGGAUGGGCAUGUGAGUAGACCCUCCCUCUGGAGGGUGAGGACCGCGUAAGCUUUUAUCCAGGUGAGAAGCAAAUAAGCCACAGACUAGAAGAGGAAACAAAAUAUUAAAGGCCUCUGAUAGCUUCUUCGUGGAUGUCAGACCAAAUUGCCUUCUCCCAGGACAUCUCCAGCAGCUCCUCCAUUUUCUCCAGUGGAAAAGGACUUUUUCUUCUCUGUGGCAGGAGCUGGGGGUCUGAACCAAGUGCUGUUUGUCUUCCCCGUUUCCACUCAUGUUAGCAUGCAGGCCUCAGAAUGACAGCAAUCACGGAGUGAUCUUCUGUGAAGUCAGUCUCUCUUCCUUCUAUGGGGAAUUGGUUUUACAAAUAAAUGUCUCUAUUCAACCUU